Messenger RNA from Epithele typhae, 414 nucleotides. RefSeq lists its product as uncharacterized. The record is from RefSeq and is a predicted model, not a curated record. Lineage: Eukaryota; Fungi; Basidiomycota; Agaricomycetes; Polyporales; Epitheliaceae. Gene Ontology annotation, molecular function: oxidoreductase activity; FMN binding. The transcript is spliced from 2 exons. Bases 1 to 414 code for a protein of 137 amino acids.
AUGGAGCACACUUACCAGGACAUGCGCAUGGAGGACCCGGUGGCGCAGUUCACGUACCUCGUCGACCAGUUCAAGCAGCGCUUCCCAAAGUUGGCGUACCUCCAUGUCGUCGCGCCCAAAACGCUGGCCAACGUAGGGCCGAAGGACCCUUCGCAAGCGAACUUCAUUUACGACCUCUGGGCCCCCCGGCAUGUGAUCUCCACCGGUAGGUACGACCACGAGUCUGGUGUGAAGACCGCGGAGGUCAUCGGAUACGGAAUGAUGUUCCUCGCGAACCCUGACCUGCCCUUCCGCCUGAAGAAGAACCUGGCGCUCAACGCACGGGACUACAGCACGCUCUUCACCGCGAAGUCCGCGGAAGGUUACACAACGUACACGUUCUCGGAGGAGUUCUUGAAGACGCAGAUUGGAUGA